Miscanthus lutarioriparius is the source of this 366-nucleotide messenger RNA. NCBI's taxonomy places the organism in Eukaryota, Viridiplantae, Streptophyta, Magnoliopsida, Poales, Poaceae. The record is from the annotation of a GenBank genome assembly.
AUGUCGGCGGCGGCGGCGCUCCUCCUCCCCCUCCUCGCCGCCGCGGGCGAGGGGGCGGUCUCGAAGAGCGUAUUCAACUUUUUGGAGGGUACCAAUAGUACUGUCAAGGUAUGGAGUUCGUGCAUUCCCGACGAUUUUCCUUCUGAACUCUACAGUGCGUGUGCGUUAUCAUGGAUCUCGGGCCAUGAAUUCCCUUCUAUGUUCUAUAAAGAUGUUACAGGCCUGAAUCCUGUAUCAUUGGACGCCACAUCCCUGGAGAGAAUGGAGGAUACAGUUACUAUAAUUGAUCAUGACAAAAAGACUGAAAAGGAGGAUUCGCUGUUAUCAUGGGCAAGAUCACCAGACCGGCGAUACAAUCUUAUUUGA